Anisakis simplex (herring worm) is the source of this 249-nucleotide messenger RNA. Lineage: Eukaryota; Metazoa; Nematoda; Chromadorea; Rhabditida; Anisakidae. The record is from the annotation of a GenBank genome assembly.
AUGAAUGGCUGUGGAACGAUUAAAGCAAAAGCAAAAAUUCCAAUAUUGUCGAGAUAUGCUGAUUUGAAAGAGUGGCGUGGUGAAGAUUAUGGACCAGUUACGUGUGAAGAGUUGUCGACGCUACGGCGCAAUUCAGUGAUCCUUUUUGAGAGUGAACUGCAUCCGGGCAAGAUAUCCGAAUGGACACUCAGAACUGAUCCGAGUCGUGAAAUUAAGUAUUAUAUUUGCGUUUUGUGCAGACGUCUUCAG